Messenger RNA from Paraglomus brasilianum, 543 nucleotides. NCBI's taxonomy places the organism in Eukaryota, Fungi, Glomeromycota, Glomeromycetes, Paraglomerales, Paraglomeraceae. The record is from the annotation of a GenBank genome assembly.
AUGAACAUGCUACUUUCAAUACUUGCUCUUCUCUUGUCCUUCACGCUUCUCACAUCGAGCUUGCCAGCGGAUUAUUCAUCAUAUCCGAGCACCCAUAUUGCUUAUGCCCAAUUUACAGGAGCCGUUACGGGAACGAUCAACUUCCGUGAAGAUGGAAGCAAAACAUUUACAAAUGUUAUUGUUCAAUUUUACUCUGGGUUGACCAAUCUUACCGGUCUGUAUGCGUAUCACAUUCAUCAGUAUCCGGUACCGGAUAGCGGCGAUUGUACCCUUACUGGAGGCCAUUUAUCGCCCAGCGGAUAUCCGGAUGGUGCACCGUGCGAUCCUGCCAUUGCCUCUGCUUAUCAGGAAGGUGAUUUGAGUGGUAAACAUGGCAAGCUCCCAGGUUUUUCGUCUGGACAAAUAUUGUACAGAGAGUAUCAAGAUCCUUAUUUGAAAUGGGAAAAUCCGAUUGAUACAAUUUUUGGACGGUCAGUCGUUAUUCAUUAUCCCAAUGGCACCAGAUACGCUUGCGCCAACAUAUAUGCAGGCUAUGCACAUUAA